Zychaea mexicana is the source of this 787-nucleotide messenger RNA. RefSeq lists its product as uncharacterized. Lineage: Eukaryota; Fungi; Mucoromycota; Mucoromycetes; Mucorales; Lichtheimiaceae. The transcript has 3 exons. The coding region runs from base 107 to 685 and encodes 192 amino acids. The record is from RefSeq and is a predicted model, not a curated record.
UGCUAGGGUAACACGCCUUUUUUUCGCUUUCUCUCUUUCCUUUCACUCUUAUGUACACACAUUAAUAGCACUACACUAAAUCAACCUCUAUCCUCAGAAUAAGACCAUGACCUUGUCCACGACAUUAACUUCAUACGCAGCUUUCAUUGUAGCCGUACCUCUUUUAGUCCAAUGGAACUACUUUCGUCAAAUUGUUCUUUACGCCAUGAGCAUUGGUUUGGGAUUGUACGAAAUUCCUGCCGACUUUGCCACCAUUAGCUUGGGCCUGACUGCUUUGUAUACUUACGUGCUUGCCGGCUUCAUUGCGGACGUGUCGGAAACCUUGAAUGAGAAAUAUCGACGCGUGUUUGCUGGUAUGGCUGAAGGUUCCGAAAAGCUCAAGCAGCUGUUUCCUGGAUAUGCCGUGUCUGCCUAUUUGCUCAAAGCCAACACCAAUCUCUACUACACACAGUCAAAAGCAUUUUUGUUCCUGCAAUCACUGCUGCUCGUGCUCGUGCCAUUUUCAGCCAGUUAUCCAGGUCUCCAGAAGACACACGCCAUCGCUUACCGCUGUGCCCUGGCAUGGACACUUGUCUACUCGCUGUUCCCCCGCGAAACGAUGCAUAUGUUGUGGUUAAUCUCACAGGUGCUCCAACAGCAAUUCUCGUACCACCCUCGCGUCUACUCCGAAGAGUACGUUGUCUAAGGAAGGGAUCUAUCCAAAGAAGAGGCACUUUAUAUAUCCCAGACUUACUGGCUGCUAUUGACUUGUAAAUAAAUCUGCACAUCCAAAAAUCAUACUCUGAUA